AUGAUGUUCGUGAAAGUUGCGUCUCUUUUCGCGCUGCUCUGCGGUGUCGAUGCGCGAUCGUCGCUACUUUAUGAAACGAACUAAAUACAACUUAUACUUUUACUUAGUUUCUGGAGUUCGGUAGAACAACUGAGUGGGACUAUGAUAUUGAUUCUUCUUCUUCAUCUAAUCCGGAGCCCACCUUCAACAGCGGAAGAAGCAACCGGUCACUGGGGAGGUUUUUUUCAGCGAUAACAAGAUCUAUGGCGCAGGCGUUGGGGGAUCGCAGAGCUCCAUGGAUUGCCAGAAAGUUCCAGAGAACUACCAGCUGAGUUCCACAGAACCGAGGAUUAAGGUAAGGACUGUACUUUUUUAGUAUCCGAAUUUGUUCAUCGAUCUAUUUCCUUUUACUAGCUUACUUACUUACUUACUUUUAGGUAAGUACUUAUAUUGAUGUACUUUAGUAGUAUCCGAACUUGUUCAACAUCGAUCUAUUUACUAGCUUGGUAGUGGUAAACCCCAACAGAAUGGAUCACCACCAUCAGGUUUGCGGCACGAAUCUGAAGGUGACCUUGUAUCUAUGGAAUGACUGCGCAGCUGGUUCAGCGAAACCCUUGGAGAUUGGAUCUUGCGACAGUUCUCAGCCGGCCAGUACCUGUGAAGAAUUUGCACCUGGUUCCGACGGCGCCCCAUUGGGCAUGCAGCACUUCCUGUCCUACCAGAUCUCCAACUGCGAAGCGUAGAAAUUGGAGGCCUAAGGCGAACUUGGUCAGAGAUGAAACUGCGAAGAUCUAAAUUUUUUUUCCCUGAAUGAAUAUGAAUGACAAUGAAUAGUCAAUACGGAGUAGAAGUAGAUAUCGAAGAUACAACCAAUUAUACUUACACAGUUUAGUUAUCAUGAUUCCUUUGUCACAGAUUGCACAGACACAAGAACUACAUUUCGAUUAGCUGGAACUGAAUAUGAUGCUCAUGAACGAUACUGAUGCCUGGAUACGAAAGCUGUGUGGAGAUUAUCACUCCUCAGCCUGAUGGCAGGGGAUGUUCUUUUCUUACUUACAAUACGAUUGCUGUGUGGAGAUUGUGUGGAGGUGGAGAUUAUCACUCGUCAGCAAAGCAGUAUGACGCCACUUUUCUUACUACCUCAACGCCACCUCCUCAGCUUGAUGGCAGGGGAUGUUCUUUUCUUACUUACAACGCAGUCCUAGUCGACCCCACUCGCGG
Molecule: messenger RNA, 1200 nt
Organism: Amoebophrya sp. A25
Lineage: Eukaryota; Dinophyceae; Syndiniales; Amoebophryaceae
Source: the annotation of a GenBank genome assembly